AUGGGGGCACUGGGGCUGGAGUGCCGGGGUAGGAGGCCCCAGGGGAAGGGAUGCCUCCUGCUGGCUGUCGCAGGAGCCACUUCCCUGGUGACCCUCCUGCUGGCUGUGCCUAUCACUGUUCUGGCUGUGCUGGCCUUGGUGCCCCAGGAGCAGGGAGGACUGAGUCCGGGGAGCUGCCGGUGGAGGAGGAGGCAGAAACAGAUCUCAGCCCCAGGCUCCCGGCUGCCCACCUCAUUGAGGGAGCGCCAUCACCCGGCUCCCCCAGCCCGGCUGGACUCCUGCAGUGGGUUAAAAGCCCCAACUGUCCCUCAUGCCCACCCUCCCAGAAGUCCCGGGCCUGGAUCACUCCUUUCAGGAUCGGAUUUCCGAGAGCCAACCGGCCCGUUUCUCUGCAGGCGCUUGGACCAGGGGGCAGGGGCUAGGCUGGGAGGCGAAGAAAGAAGAGGCGUUUCUGAGGAGCGGGACGCAGUUCUCGGGCGCCGAGGGUCUGGCCCUGCCGCAGGACGGCCUCUAUUACCUCUACUGUCACGUCGGCUACCGGGGCCGCGCGCCCCCUCCCGGCGGGGACCCCCUGGACCGCUCGGUCACGCUGCUCAGCCGGCUGUACCGGGCGGGGGGCGCCUAUGGAUCGGGGAGUCCCGAGCUGCUGCUCGAGGGCGCGGAGACCGUGACCCCGGUCUUGGACCCCGCCCGGAGGCACGAGUACGGGCCCCUCUGGUACACGAGCGUGGGGUUCGGUGGCCUGGUGCAGCUCCGGAGGGGCGAGAGAGUGUACGUCAAUAUCAGUCACCCCGAUAUGGUGGACUACAGGAGAGGAAAGACCUUCUUUGGGGCGGUGAUGGUGGGGUGAGGGCUACCCGCGUCCCUAAAACGACUACUGCAUGGUGGGAGUAUGUGAACGAAUCAGCCUAGAUAUUGGGGACCCAGACACCAGGGACCCCAUGGCCGUGGCGAAAAUGUAGAAGACUGUUUGGAAACUGAUUUUGAGCCUGGUGAAAAUAAAGAAUGUAAAGCUUUAGUGCUGCCGGUACAGA
Messenger RNA from Eubalaena glacialis (North Atlantic right whale), 1034 nucleotides. It is a transcript of the gene LTB, whose product is annotated as lymphotoxin beta. Gene Ontology annotation, molecular function: tumor necrosis factor receptor binding; CD40 receptor binding. Gene Ontology annotation, biological process: immune response. The transcript is spliced from 3 exons. The record is from RefSeq and is a predicted model, not a curated record. NCBI's taxonomy places the organism in Eukaryota, Metazoa, Chordata, Mammalia, Artiodactyla, Balaenidae. Gene Ontology annotation, cellular component: membrane. Bases 1 to 912 code for a protein of 303 amino acids.